Molecule: messenger RNA, 1419 nt
Organism: Cyclocybe aegerita
Lineage: Eukaryota; Fungi; Basidiomycota; Agaricomycetes; Agaricales; Hemipholiotaceae
Source: the annotation of a GenBank genome assembly
AUGUCUCCCCAGGUGCUGCUACCGUAUAACUUCCACUAUGCACCUCACCACUUCUCAACGACCCUAGUGAAGGGCUUCCGUCGGGAAAUUAUCCUCCGUCGAACCUACCAGCCUGAUGUUGCGGAGCCUGCAGCUACUCCUGGCAUCGAGGAGUUGUUGUUGGAGAAGGACUGGCACAUUCAUCCUGAGGGGUUCAAGAUUCGCUUCUCGAUGACACUCUCCGCAUCGUGGCAGGUCGUGCCAGUACCAGUAGGGUGCCCGUGGAGGGUAUUCACAAGUCGGAUUUCGCGAGGCCACCACAAGCUGGUCAUCUUGUCGAGGAGGAAUCUUGCUUCGUUCCUCUCUGAACUUCCCAAUCGCCUUCCGUUGUCCUCUUUGUCUCUACCAGGUACCCAUGAUACAAUGGCAUUCUAUGGUUGGCCGGUUUCCCAGUGCCAAACUGUUCCGUUAAGUACACAGCUGAACGGAGGCAUUCGCGUACUCGAUAUUCGGCUCGCCGUCAUCCCUCCGCCGUCCCCGAAGGAGGCUCCACUGACGAAGGACCAACAAUUAAUCGCAUACCACGGAUUAUGGCCCCAACAGACGCCCUUCCUCGCCAUUCUGAACGACGUGCAUACGUUCCUCACCUCGCCCAUUGGUUGCAUGGAGACAAUUAUUAUGUCAAUCAAACAAGAGGACUUCGCAGUUACCCCUACGCCUCUCUUUUCUCAGCUGGUGCGAGAGACGAUAGUCCAGGGUCCAGGUGGAUGGGACGACUCGCAGCUCAGUGAUUCAGGCGUGAAUAGAGGCAUGUGGUUUCUGGAGAAUCGUAUACCGACUUUAGGUGAAGUCAGAGGCAAAGUGGUUAUGCUCAGUCGGUUUGGUGGGAAUGGAGCUGGUUGGGAAGGAGGGUUGGAAGGAUUGGGGAUUCAUCCCACUACCUGGCCCGAUAGUGACCAGGAAGGAUUUGAAUGGGAGUUGAAAGGCACGCGUGUCAGAACACAUGAUUGGUACAAUAUACCUUCUUUUUUCAAGAUUCCGGACAAGGUCGAACGAGCGUCUGCUAAUCUAAUACCACCAGCUGACUCCCCAGGACCUGUACUGCCUGUGACUUUCUUCUCUGCAGCUUCCUUCCCCUUUGCCCUCCCUCCAACCGUGGCCAAGGGCUUCGGCUGGCCGAAGUGGGGUCUUGGUAUUGAAGGGGUGAAUAGCAGACUCGGUAAAUGGCUUUUGGACCAGCUAGGCGGUGAGACUCAGUCUGGGACUGCAAUGACAGAUGUGGAAAAGGGUAAAGUGGCCGCCCUUUCAGAACAAAAGGAGCCAAGGAUUCGUGGCUGGACUUUCUUGGAUUAUUAUUCGGAACCUGAGGGAGGCGAGAUUAUUCCUUUGCUCGUAGAGUGCAACUUCAGAGGACGGAAGGAGGGUGAAGAAGGGUGGUGA